This is a messenger RNA of Colletotrichum gloeosporioides, 774 nucleotides long. RefSeq names its product putative dolichyldiphosphatase. Gene Ontology annotation, cellular component: endoplasmic reticulum membrane; intracellular membrane-bounded organelle. Bases 1 to 774 code for a protein of 257 amino acids. The transcript is spliced from 2 exons. Lineage: Eukaryota; Fungi; Ascomycota; Sordariomycetes; Glomerellales; Glomerellaceae. Gene Ontology annotation, molecular function: dolichyldiphosphatase activity. The record is from RefSeq and is a predicted model, not a curated record. Gene Ontology annotation, biological process: lipid biosynthetic process; protein N-linked glycosylation.
AUGGACCAAGACACGAGACCACUCGCCUCUCUCUCCCUCACCCACGUUUACUAUCUGCCCAAGGCUCGACUCUCGCCUUUGAAGAGGAACAACACUGACAGAAGAAUCCCGCAGGACCCCGAAGACCCCCUCUCCUUCCUCUGCGCAUGGCUCGCCCUCCUCCCGCAAGCCCUCUGCAUCGUCUACGCGACUCUGAUCUGGUCGACCCGCGAGGCCGAGAUAGCCCUCAUGUUCGCCGGCCAGCUCGGCUGCGAGGCCUUGAACUUUGCCCUCAAACGCCUGAUCAAGGAGGAGCGCCCACGCCGCAUCCACGGUAAGGGCUACGGCAUGCCGAGCUCUCAUGCCCAGUUCGUCGCCUACUGGUCCGUGUUCCUCGUCUUGUUCCUCAUGGUCAGACACCGCCCGUCGCCCGCGCGGAGGCAUCACCGGCCGUACUCCCUGAUCGAGCGUGUCGUCGUUAGUGGCGUGGCCCUCGUCAUCGCAGCCGCCGUUGCGUGGAGCCGGGUCUAUCUCGACUACCACACCGUGAGGCAAGUGUUGGUCGGGUGCCUGGCUGGAUCGAUCACAGCUGUUGGAUGGUUUCUGGUCACAGCCAUUGCCAGGGAUACGGGACUGCUGAGCUGGGGCUUGCAAUUGCCAAUUGCACGGGUAUUCCGAUUCAGGGACUUGGUGGUUGAAGAAGACCCGUGCCAGGCUGGGUGGGAUAAGUGGGAGGAGAGGCGGGUUGAGGCCGAAAAGCAGGCGGUUGAGGCCGAGAAGCAGAAGAAGAGGUGA